Molecule: messenger RNA, 2026 nt
Organism: Coregonus clupeaformis (lake whitefish)
Lineage: Eukaryota; Metazoa; Chordata; Actinopteri; Salmoniformes; Salmonidae
Product: sodium-dependent phosphate transport protein 2B-like
Exons: 15
Coding region: 68-2023 (651 amino acids)
Biological process (GO): sodium-dependent phosphate transport; intracellular phosphate ion homeostasis
Cellular component (GO): apical plasma membrane; brush border; vesicle
Molecular function (GO): sodium:phosphate symporter activity
Source: RefSeq, a predicted model, not a curated record
CCCUGAGGAGGUAUCUACCUGUCACCACUAGCUGCUGAGACCACAGACACUACACCUGCCUCAGACAAUGGCUUCUCGACCUGAACUGGAAGACCAGAAAUCCACAGGAUCCACAGAGAAGCACAAAGAUGAUCAACUCAGUGGGAACUCAGAGACAGAAGAGAAGGCUGUUUCCAUGGCGUCGGCCCAUUCCACUGUGGGCCUGGUAGAGAGGGGGUGUGAGGAGGAGAAGGACCCGUGGGACUUACCAGAACUACAGGACGGGGCGGCAGCAUGGUCAGAACUGGACACCAAGGGGAAGGUGUUGAGGGUGGUGACGUCGACAGGGAAGGGACUUCUGCUGCUGGGAUUCCUGUACAUGUUCAUCUGUUCACUAGACAUCCUCAGCUCUGCCUUCCAACUGGUCGGAGGUAAGGCAGCAGGUGAUAUCUUCACGGAGGGCUCAGUGCUGUCUAACCCUCUGGCUGGUCUGGUCAUCGGAGUCCUGGUCACUCUGUUGGUCCAGAGCUCCUCUACCUCCUCCUCUAUAGUGGUCAGCAUGGUCUCCUCUGGACUGUUACAGGUCCAGAUGGCUGUUCCUGUCAUCAUGGGGACCAACAUCGGAACCUCCGUCACCAACACGCUCGUUGCCAUGACGCAGGCUGGCGACCGCAACAAGUUCCGCAGGGCCUUUGCUGGGGCUACAGUGCAUGAUUUCUUCAACUGGCUGUCUGUGCUGGUCUUGCUGCCUCUGGAGGUGGCAUCAGGGUACAUGUACAAGCUGACCAAGCUGCUGGUUGACUCCUUUAACAUCCAGAGUGGAGAGGAGGCUCCAGACCUCCUCCAUGUCAUCACCGACCCUCUCACAAAAGCAAUCAUCGAGUUGGACAAGUCAGUCAUCAGUGAUAUUGCCACAGGUGACCCGGCUGCCAGGAAUAAGAGUCUCAUCUUAAAAUGGUGCAAAACAUUCACCAACGUGACGCUGAGGAACGAGACGGUCCCUGGUCCAGAGAACUGCACCUCCCCAGCCCUCUGCUGGUGUUCCCCUGACCUCUGCUACACCCUCCGCAACAUCUCAGAGACCUACAACAUACAGAAAUGUAAUCACAUCUUUGUGAAUGUGGACCUGUCUGACCUAGUGGUAGGUCUGAUCCUGCUGGCUCUGUCUCUGCUGGUGCUGUGCUCCUGCCUCGUCCUCAUCGUCAAGCUGCUCAACUCCGUGCUCAAGGGACAGGUGGCCGUAGUCAUCAAGAAGGUCCUCAACACAGAUUUCCCGUUCCCCUUCGGCUGGGUGACUGGUUACAUCGCCAUCCUGGUCGGAGCUGGAAUGACCUUCAUCGUCCAGAGUAGUUCAGUCUUCACCUCUGCUAUCACUCCACUCGUUGGUAUUGGUGUGAUCAGCAUUGAGAGGGCGUACCCUCUGUCACUAGGGUCCAACAUCGGCACGACGACCACGGCUAUACUGGCAGCCAUGGCAGCGCCUGGAGACACACUGGCCAACGCUCUACAGAUCGCUCUGAUCCACUUCUUGUUCAACUUGUCUGGUAUCAUCUUGUGGUAUCCAAUCCCCUUCACCCGUAUCCCCAUCCGAUUGGCUAAGGCCCUGGGUAACAUCACGGCAGAGUAUCGCUGGUUCGCUGGCGUCUACAUCAUUUCCUGCUUCUUCCUCCUGCCCCUCUUAGUCUUCGGCCUAUCGUUGGCCGGCUGGAAGGUGCUGGUUGGUGUGGGUGUUCCCAUAGUGGCCUUGCUGAUCAUCAUCAUUAUAGUGAACGUGCUCCAGGCGCGGCGCCCCCGCUGUCUCCCCCUGGUACUGCGCUCCUGGGACUUCCUGCCUCUCUGGGCCCACUCCUUAGAACCCUGGGACCGUGUGGUCGCCGUGGCAGCCGCCAAGUGUUGCUGCUGCUGCAGGUGCUGCCAGACCGGACAGGGGGAGGAAGAGGAGGAGGAGGAGGAGAAAGGAGGAGGGUAUGUCCUGGAGAACGGUGAUGACUGGGAGAAGAAGAGGGAGGAAAAAGAUGAUGUCUUGAAAGCAACGCAGCUUUGAUGC